GAGGGGUCCGAACCCGGUAAAUGUGCCCCCACCACAUCGCCGCAGCGUCACCAGCCACAGUGGCGCGGCGGCGGCACCACAGCUUUCCUUCGUUCUGAAGGAGGAAGCGCUUCACCCCUGGACCUGGGUCCGUCGAGAAGAUGGUGGCCUCCCCACAGACGUGACCCUACAAUCUCCUUGUCAAAUAGCAACGGGGACCGUGAAAAAUUGGAGGAAAAUAUGGAGCACACCGACUGAGUUCUUCAUUCGUCGAUGAAAGGCUCGGCUUCGCUGGUUUUAUGAGCGGAGAUGAGUUUCAGGUUUUCGCCUAAGAGGGGAAGGCCGAGGGAGCCCGUGGACGCAGCACCGGCAGCAUCCCGUCGCUGAGAGUUGGUGUUUGCUGGAAUGCUUCAGAGGUAUCGUUGGGUAGGAUUGCUACUUUUUUCCGGCUCAACGCAUUGCUUUGCCUCAUCACAUUUGACAACAUUGGGUUGAAGUGUGCAUAGAGUUUCCUCCAUGGAUUCCAGAAGGGUUUCACGGGCUGUGAUCGACCCAAAGGUGCGGCAGGUUGGGUUUGUGACAACUUCCGAACAGAUGCGCUCACCCUUAGAUGCUGCUGGAACAGAGGAAGACCCCCCUUUGAUCAGUGAUAUGUCGCCGGUUGGGAAUUCACUUUCUCCUGUGAUGAUUCCACCUCCUCGUCACCUGGUGGAAGCAAUGCGGGCAGCCCCUGUUCCGGUCCCAUCCUCUUGUCUCCAGAGGCUGAGCAGCAAUGCCUCUGUGGGAAGCUACAAUCCAUCAGACUGUGCUUUAGGUACAUCACCAGGGCCUUCUCCGUCGAGCAAGAAUGAGAGUGUUACUUCCCUGGACUUCUCUGAGUCACCUCGUUGGGUCUCUAGAACGGUGUCUGCUAGUGUUGGUGGGGCUGGGAAGACGGAAGAUUUCGUUCAGCGUUCCGCUUCUCUUCCGACAUCUGGGUUCCCUGAACAAAGAAAUUUGGCUACUGUUUCGUCGGUGAAGACAUCUUCAGAAGUGGUUACUGGAGACCCAAAAGAAUCAGAAAGAGGCAAUGCUACAUAUUUGAAGCCUCUAAAAGAGAAGACUUCUAAAGCAGAGAGACGUGCACUUCAGGAGGCCCAACGAGCAGCAAAGGCUGCGGCAAAAGAGACAGGUGGAAGCAAAGCAAGUGGUGUGACAUCUACAGGCGCAAAACCAUCUAAGGAUGGUAAACCACCACCACCCUCAAAAAAGAAAGAUGGAACAUCUAUAGGAGGUGCUGCUGCAUUCUCAGAUAAAAAGACUCCUGACCGGCUCCCUGAGAAGGAGAAAAAGAAGGAUGUUCCUCCCCCAAGGAUGCAGUUUGAUGAUACACAACGGGUUGAAAAGGCAAAAAAACGUGCACUAGUGAAACAGACAGAAAGUAGAAACCGAGUCGAGUUGUUUAGACAUCUACCUCAAUAUGUCCAUGGAACUCUGCUUCCUGACCUUGAAUCCAAAUUCUUUCACUCUGAUCAUGGCCAUCAAAUGCAUCCUCACCCUGCAGUGUACAAGGUAGGUUUGCAAUAUCUGUCUGGUGAUAUUGUCGGUGGUAAUGCACGUUGUGUAGCAAUGCUUUUAGCAUUUCAGGAAGCCAUCAAGGACUAUAAAACACCACCAGAGAAAGCAUUGGUGCGAGAUUUGACUGCCAAAAUCAACAGCUAUAUUAGUUUUCUCAUAUCUUGUAGGCCACUUUCAAUCAGCAUGGGGAAUGCCAUUAGGUUUCUCAAAGAUCGCAUAUCUAAGCUGUCAUUGGCGCUAACGGAAUCAGAAGCAAAAUCUACACUGCAGUCAGAUAUUGACCGUUUCAUUAAUGAAAAAAUAGUGCUUGCUGAUAAGGUGAUUGUUGGGCAUGCAGUAACCAAGAUCAGGGAUGGAGACGUCUUACUAACAUAUGGCUCAGCCUGUGUGGUUGAAAUGAUAAUAGAAUAUGCUCAUGAACUUGGUAAAAAAUUUCGUGUUGUAGUAGUGGAUUCACGUCCGAAGCAUGAAGGUCAGAAAUUACUUAGACGUCUGUUGGCAAAGGGUAUCAGCUGUACCUAUACCCAUAUAAAUGCAAUUUCUUAUGUUAUGCAUGAAGUAACGAGGGUCUUUCUAGGAGCUGCUUCAGUGUUGUCAAAUGGAAUUGUUUACUCGAGGGUUGGAACAGCAUGUGUUGCCAUGGUGGCUCAUGCUUUUCGAGUUCCUGUGUUGAUAUGUUGUGAAGCUUAUAAGUUCCAUGAAAGGGUCCAGCUUGACUCUAUAUGCUCUAAUGAACUUGGGGAUCCAGAUGCAAUCUCAAAAGUUUCUGGAAGAAAGGAGUUGAACCAUUUGGACAACUGGGCUGAUAAGGAAAAUUUGCAUCUCCUGAAUCUGAUUUAUGAUGCAACCCCUGCAGAUUAUGUGUCAAUGAUAAUCACUGACUAUGGAAUGAUUCCACCAACUAGUGUCCCAGUCAUUGUCAGAGAGUAUGGUGGAUCACGUUCUUUGAUAUAGAGAUGCAUCAACUGAAAAAAGUGAGGUCGAAGAUGUGGUAAUUCAAUCUGCAUGUCUUCUUCAGCAUCAACAGGCUUUUUAGAACUGGAGAACCAAGCUCUCAUGUGGAGAGGCCAGAUACUUUUAUUUUCUAAUUACCACUCGUUGGUUGCAUCACCCACUUUUUGAUUCCCGGAAUAAUUGUAUAGUUUUUCCUGCCAAGAUUCCAUAUCUUGCAUAAAAUCACCCAAUUUGAGGUGGUGGGUUUUCACCCUAUCUAGGGUGCAGUUUUGGGAGUUUUGUCUUAUUCCUUAGAUUUCGAACAUUUGGAGGUUUUUUUUUUUUUCAGUCAGUGUUCCAGGAUGAUACAAAAUAUAUUUUGGAAUUCCUCUAUUGUUGAAUUUUGUA
Messenger RNA from Nymphaea colorata (pocket water lily), 2877 nucleotides. RefSeq lists its product as uncharacterized. Lineage: Eukaryota; Viridiplantae; Streptophyta; Magnoliopsida; Nymphaeales; Nymphaeaceae. The transcript has 9 exons. The record is from RefSeq and is a predicted model, not a curated record. Bases 496 to 2490 code for a protein of 664 amino acids.